Messenger RNA from Liolophura sinensis, 1525 nucleotides. Its product is annotated as protein SGT1 homolog. The transcript has 13 exons. Gene Ontology annotation, molecular function: protein-folding chaperone binding. Bases 1 to 1110 code for a protein of 369 amino acids. The record is from RefSeq and is a predicted model, not a curated record. NCBI's taxonomy places the organism in Eukaryota, Metazoa, Mollusca, Polyplacophora, Chitonida, Chitonidae.
AUGGCUGCCGAUUUGUUCGGCCAGGCCAAUGCUGAAUUUGUAGCAGAGAAUUACCAACGCGCACUUGAGCUGUAUACUCUGGCUAUCAAUGGUGACAGUACCAAGGAUGAGUACUAUGUCAACAGGUCCCAUGCCAACAUCAAAUUAGAAAAGUACAAAGAUGCUGUUGUGGAUGCAGACCAAGCUAUUAAAUUAAAUCCCAAAAAUGCUAAAGCUUAUUUGAGAAAAGGAACAGCCCUUUUUGCUCAGAAGAAUUUCAAGUCUGCUAAGGAGGAGUUUGUCAAAGGAGCUGAGAUUGACGAGUCUGACACAAGUUUGAAGACUUUGAUAAGAAAGUGUGAGGCUGAAAUGGAAUUGCAAUCUAAGGAUGAUUUACCAUCCCAGAAAGGGCCAUCUGUUGGUGGGGGAGACAUGAAGGAGCAAACAUCCUCAAACUCUGUGAUGGAUGCAAAACAAGAAACCACCAAAGUUGUCCCCCCUGCAGAAGAAUCGGUGCCAAAAAUAAGGCAUGAUUGGUACCAGACCCAGUCCCAGGUUAUUGUGGCUGUCAUGCAGAAGAAUGUGAAGAAAGAAGACUUGAGUGUUAACAUUGAACCUACAUCUCUCUGUAUUACCAUCAAGCUGUCCAGUGGCCGUGACUACCAGCUUAACCUGGACCUGGCCCAUGAGGUGGUUCCUGACCAGUCUCAGAUUAAACUCCUCACUACAAAGAUUGAAGUAAAGUUGAAGAAGGUAGAAGGUAUCCAGUGGUCAUCUUUGGAAUCCAAAGGAGAGCCUUCCAAUAUCAAACAGAUCGGUGUAUCAGGUGCCUCAGGGGCAGAUGCCAAACCCAAGUACCCAACGUCUAGCCAUCACACCACAGACUGGGACAAACUGGCCCAGAACAUUGCCAAGGAAGAGAAAGAUGAGAAACUGGAAGGAGAUGCUGCAUUGAAUCAGCUGUUCCAGCAGAUCUAUGCUGAUGGCAGUGAUGAGGUUAAAAAAGCCAUGAUGAAAUCCUUUUAUGAAUCCGGUGGAACUGUGUUAAGCACCAACUGGAAUGAAAUUGGAAGUCAAAAAGUUGAAGUAAAACCACCAGAUGGGAUGGAGUUUAAGAAAUGGGAGAGCUGAUCGAAGGCCCUAAUGACAAUUUCCUGACUCUCCAUUCUGUGUAUGAUUUGAGUCGGUAUCUUUCCUGUGAGAUGGUCAGUACUGGAUCAUCAACUCACAGGUUUUAUUGAAUUCUCAUUAACCACAAUCACAGCAGUCAGUCAUUAUCAGAGAACACUCGUUAACAAGCAGGUUACCACCCAAGCCUCCAUAUUGCCAGCUCUGGCUGGUUUUUGAUGGUUUGAACUGGUCAGUAUUGGCAUUGAACACCAAGGCCAACACAUCAUUGCUGUAACCUUGGAGCUUCAGGAAACCAAUGAGAUUGGUAGCCAGGAAGAGCUUAUACACGUGCCUGUGUGAAAAUUGAAUUACCUGCGUGCAGUUACUACAGCUGUAUAAUAUAUUUACUGUGCGGGAAUUUUCCUUCCAAAAUAAA